AUGGCGGGGCGGGAACCAAUAAAUUACCAAGAGGGUUUUACUGCUGCGUAUCCAACACAAUCCUCCAUUCCUUUUAAAUAUCAGCCUUCCAGAAUUCCAGAAUCAGAAAAAAAAGGAUUUAAUAGUCAAGCCAAGAGGUUUUACCAUAAAAAGGAUGAUAUCCCAGGUCCUGGGUUCUACAACGUCAUUCACCAGUCGCCUGUGUUUGACAGUGUGUCGUUGUCUAAGAAAGGGACGUGUACUUUUCCCUCUGUGUGUGCCCGAUUGGACACCGUCGUCUCUAAAUACCCCGCAGCUAACGCGUACACUAUACCAUCACGUUUUGUUUCGAAGAAAGACUUCAGUAAUUCGUGUUCCAGCAUGUUCCAGUUGCCAAGCUUCGCGAAAGUUCUCAAAUUUGAAACUCCCGCACCAAACCAUUACAAUGCCUCUGUCUCUUGCUGCAAACAGACAAACAACGUUUGUGCCCGAGCCGGGUUCAUGUCCAAAACCCAGAGAGGACUUUUCACUAUUACUAAAACAGGACCUGCCCCAGGGCACUAUAAUGUCAACGAAUCCCUUGUGAAGCAGUCGCCGAAGAUAUUAAUGUCUUGUUUUAAAUCAAAAACUGGCCGUGGAUUAACACUGACGUCGACAGGCCCAGGACCUGGUUAUUACAACCCGAAAGGUCACACCGAAGCUCAGAAAAAGCCUCUUAUCCGGAGAAACCCCAUCCUAAAUUUCUCUGCCCAGCCUUUGCCUCUGCCCCCGAAGCCGCCUCUUCCAGGCCCUGGGCAGUAUGAGAUCGUGGACUACACGGGGCCCCCCAAGCACUUCAUCUCCAGUGCAUCCUUCGUGUCCAACACCAGCCGGUGGACAGUGGCGCCGUCCCAGCCAGGCCUGCCCGGCCCAGCCACAUACAAGCCGGAAUUCCCUGGAAAGCAGUCCUUUCUCUACAAUGAGGACAAGAAAUGGAUCCCAGUGUUGUAGUCACCUCAUCCGAGCUCAAGGAGACCCCCCCGGCCACCAGCUCUACCCCCAGGCACCCUGGAUGGUCAUUCAGAGAGCGCCCAUCUCGUGUGUGACGGCUGAUGACUUGGGACGGCCUUGCCCCCAGCCUGGUGUUACAGCUGGCCUGCCGUGCUUGUCCUUGUCCUGAGCUGCCCCCUGGAGCGUGGACCCCCACCCCCACGGACCCCAGUGGAUUCCUGAGCAGAAGUGAGGACCUGACAGAGCCCCCUUGGUUACUUGGCCACGUGCCCUCCGGCCUGGCUUGGCCCGCCUCCCCUCAGCCUUCAGAGCUCAUGCAGCUCGGGAUCCAGGAGGAGGUGGCCGAUGGCAGAUGCCCCGUCUGGAAGCCUGAUGCUGAGCCAGGGCUCCGGGGCCACAGGGUGGGCGGCGCAAGGCCGCGGCCCCGGCACACUCCCACGCUCUGGCCUUGACCUCCAGACUCCUCCCGGAGUUCCAGGAGCCGGGAAUGCCCACAGGCGCUGUGACAGGGACCUGAAGGGGUUGCCUGGCCCUCGCCCCCAGCUCAGCCCUCGUGUCUCGCCCUAGGAAGAGCAUGGCAGCUUCACCGUGGUCACGUGAGCUCAUCACCCACUUUCAGGAGAGGCCUCCACAUCCAUUUGUUGGCUCCGUGCACAAGGGGCAGAUGUGGGCAGGACCCUCUGGGGCCAGAGCCCUGGGCACAGCGGUUCUGAGGGGCGCCUGCAGGUUCUUACUUUUGCCCGGCCUUUCCCCUUCCCUAGCCUGGUCUCCGUCCCUCCCACCUCGUGCUCAAGUUCAAUAUGAUCUUUAAUGGAUCCUUUCUGGCCUGCCAAGUCGGUCCCCCUCAGCAAGAGGAUGAGAUUCUCAAAGAACCAAGAGGAACUGGAGUUAACCACACAUCCCCUCCUUCCCCAACUAUCCACGUGUCUUGGGCUUUUGUAAGUGGAAGCCUCUUGUGCCGCCUCCCUCCCCUCCGCGUGUCCCUCCCUUGCCCUUGGCUUUCUCCUUUGACUUUCCUCCAUGACUGUUAGUCCAGAACUGGCCGUUGACUGCCUCUCCCUUCAGGGAGGGGCGGGUGAGGAAGAGGGAGGGAGAAGGAUGGAACAACGGGUCCAGUUAAAGAGUUCUCAUUUCUCACCAAAGCUGGCCUUGUUGUGAACCAGAUUCCUGCAAGUGCCCCACUGCUUUGGGAUGACCGGGAGGCAGCCUGGAGCACGGCGCCAAGAGCAUCCAAGGUCUGGACCUACAGGUGGACACCUUGUGCUGCGUCUGCUCAGGUCCUUAGCUUCUCCUAGAGGUCAAGAGUUGGGUCCGAAUUUGGAGGUUCAAGGUCAAGCACUUGCAGGGUUGGGUGGGCAAGGCAAGGGAGCAAGACAGGUGAGGCGAGAGGAGGUCCAGGAGCUGAGAAUGCUGCCCAUCUAAAGGCCAGCUACCUAUUGCCACAUCUGCAGACUUUUCAAAA
Messenger RNA from Balaenoptera acutorostrata (minke whale), 2431 nucleotides. RefSeq names its product sperm tail PG-rich repeat containing 1 (gene STPG1). The record is from RefSeq and is a predicted model, not a curated record. NCBI's taxonomy places the organism in Eukaryota, Metazoa, Chordata, Mammalia, Artiodactyla, Balaenopteridae. The transcript has 8 exons. Gene Ontology annotation, biological process: epigenetic programing of male pronucleus. Gene Ontology annotation, cellular component: male pronucleus; germinal vesicle; female pronucleus. The coding region runs from base 1 to 969 and encodes 322 amino acids. Gene Ontology annotation, molecular function: chromatin binding; histone binding.